AUCCGGUCUGAUCAGUUAUGAAAACCGGAAACGAAGAAGAGCGGUUAAUCUGUUAACAGAUUAAAAAAAAAAACUAUUGGCUCUUGAUUCAAAUCCCUAAUCCUCUGAUAAACCCUAGUCUUGAGGCGAAUCCCAUGAGACGAUUUCUGCAGAGAGUUCCCAGUUUACUGGCUCGAAAUAUCCUUCACUCACCCGCAAAUUUCCGCCAUUUGAGAAUCAACAACCCUCGUGUUGUUGUUCCUCUCUUCGAACGAGCUAUUUCCCGGUUCGUCUUCUUCUCUUCCGAGUCCGACUCGUCGCGUGGUUUCAGAACUGAAGAGGUUCUUUCUAAAGAAGAGCUGAAAAAAAGAAUUCAAAGCUUUUUGGAUGAUGGAAAUGAGGAUGCUAUACCUGAUUUAUUUGAGGCAUUGAUGAUUAGGAAGUUAUCAGGGAAGCACGAUGAUAGUGAUGAUGAAGUGAUGGAUGUGGUGCGUAAGUAUCCAGUUAACGAUGCACAUAAGGUUGACGAUAUUGACUCUGAUAUUGAGAGUGAUGGCCAUGGUGAUUCGUCUGAUUCAGAUAUUGAGAGUGAUGACUUGAGAGAUGGUGAUUCGUCUGAUUCCGAUGUAGAGUUUGAUGGUUUCAAUGAUGUUGGCUUGUCUGAUGUCAAUAUUAAGACUGAUGCCCUGAAAGCUAAUCGCUCGUCUUAUUCUUACUCUGAAAGUGAUUAACACAUGACUUAUGCACUACAUUGAAGAUUUUGAAAGGAAGCAACUGCCUAGUGAAUGGAAACAGAUCAGUUUUUGGUCCAUGUUGGCUGUAAGUUCUGCCUUUUGAAUAUAAUUAGAAAUUUAAGUCAUAUUUUGUGCUUAGUACAAUAGUAAUGAAGUAAAAUAUAUAAUUAUGAAGGUGUUCUCAUU
Arabidopsis thaliana (thale cress) is the source of this 899-nucleotide messenger RNA. Its product is annotated as coiled-coil protein. The transcript is spliced from 3 exons. The record is from RefSeq and is marked reviewed. The coding region runs from base 135 to 710 and encodes 191 amino acids. Lineage: Eukaryota; Viridiplantae; Streptophyta; Magnoliopsida; Brassicales; Brassicaceae.